UCCAGCAUCAUACGGCGAUAUGAACAUCACAAAGGUUCGACCACCAAAUGAUAUUUGAACCUAAGAAGGUGAAGGAGAAGCAUUACAAGAAAGAUGGGCGAUAAGAUUCCACUUAUCCACUCUGGCGGCCAAAAGCCAUCACUUCUCUCGUUGUCCCGGAAAGCCAACAAAGAGACAGAGAAACCAGAGGAUGAUAAUCAAGGUCAAGGCCAAAGCUAUGGAACGUAUGAUGGCGGCACUGAUCCUGGUGGUGCUGCUAGCGGCGUCACCACCAGACAGCAGCACAUUCUCUCUCCACCACCCACCACCAACUCUCCACGACAAUCGCCACCCGCGGGCGACAACAGUCAGGAGGAUUCGAGCUCCGGCCUAUCGCCUCAAACUGUCCCUACCUCUGCCACUGUCUCGAACGUCCCACCGUCCACCACAGAUCUCGUUCAAUCGACCCCCUCCUCCACAACUAACUCCUCUGUACUCCCUCCCAGUGUCUCAGAAGCCUCACAUCCCCCCGACUCCACACCGCAGAACAACUACAACAACAACAACAACAACAACAACAACAACAACAACACUUUUCUACAAGGCAACGAGCCUGUUUCCGAUUCAGACGCCAUUGUUCAAGUCUGCCGUCGUCCCGAUCAACGAAAAGCGCCAAAAGACUUAAACAACGACCGUAAAAACUUCAAACAAUCUCCAAAAGCUCAAAGGGCGUCAGGAGCUUCUCAAGGAGACACGCCAAACACUCAUAAUCAAUCGUGCGCACCAAAUUCUCUUUUCGGUGUGUUUAUUCGGACUCUGAACAAACGCCUUUUCUCAGGAAGUGACAGAAGCCAUAAUUCUCUCAAUCCUACAGGUUCUGACGGGGAAUGCACAAGUAGUGAGCGCGACCCAUUGUACCCAGACAGGAUGGAGCAGAAGAAUGGACACUACCUGGACACUGGACUCGAUGGCGGGAAAGGAGAAGCUAACGGAUACAGCGGGAAGAAAGAUGAAACCCCAGUUCCCACGCCGUUCUUUGUCUAUUAUUUGGCGUGUUUUGCCACAAUUGGCGGUUUAUUGUUUGGCUAUGACACAGAUCACAAUCAUGAUGGCCUCGGUUGUCUUCGUAAUUGGAGCUGUCAUCAUGGGAGCGGCCAAUUCUAAGGAAAUGUUGCUGGGAGGCCGCUUCGUCGUCGGAAUUGGCAUCGGUAGGUGUGAUUAUCGCCCUUGUUGUUCUGGCGGCUGGCUUCCAGUUGUCCGCUAACUUCUCCCCCUCCCUUGACAAAAACAUCACAGAGAUGUCUGUCAAUGGGAAUCCUUUCGACGACGAAUGUUUCAACGCUAGUUACAGCAGGCCUGGGCCCUAUGCCGUGGACCAUCAACUCCGAGAUCUAUCCUCUGUGGGCUCGCAGUACCUGCAACUCCAUCGCCACAGGUUUCAACUGGAUCUGUAACUUGGUUGUCUCCCUUUUCUUCCUCACACUCACUGAGACUAUCACCAAAUACGG
Molecule: messenger RNA, 1487 nt
Organism: Aplysia californica (California sea hare)
Lineage: Eukaryota; Metazoa; Mollusca; Gastropoda; Aplysiida; Aplysiidae
Product: proton myo-inositol cotransporter
Biological process (GO): transmembrane transport
Cellular component (GO): membrane
Molecular function (GO): myo-inositol:proton symporter activity
Source: RefSeq, a predicted model, not a curated record